CGCAUCUGCUCAUUGUACCGGGGUGUGAUUUCCUGCCGGUCUUUUUAUCUGACCAGCAGACACAGAGGCCACACUCGUGGAGGCCAGGACAGUCUUGGCCGAAGAAAACUCACUAGGCAGAGACGGGAUGCAAAGAUGGCCUUACACCCACAGGCCAGGAGGCCUCAUGGCCAUCACAGAGAUGGAAGUGAAGCACAAGCUGAAGCUAAAGCCCAGGAUAUGGGGAGGCUUCCUUCCCCAAGUAGGGUGGGUGCAGCUGUCUGUCCCAUCCAAGGGCUGGGACAUCGGACUGCUCGAAGACCCCGAAGGGGUGUAGGGACUACAUCUGCCUCAAGGGUUCCUCGCCCUGGUGCCCUUAUGCCUGCAACACGCAGCCGUCCAAGAUUCAUCCACUGCCGGGGUCAGCCCCCUCGGACCCAUGUCAGCUCCAAGAGACCCAAACGGUCCAGGAUCCAUAGCCACACUGAGGUGCCAGGCUGGACCCAUGAGAAACGGAUGGGGAGCAGUGUCGAGGAAGGGCUCCGGCCUGAGCUAAGUCAGCUGGACCAAGAUGCAGACGACCUGGAGGAAGAAGAAGCUGCUAGACUCCCAGUGACCUCCCCAGACGGGCUCCUGAUGGAAGGAGACAAGCAGCCCAAUCCUAGUCAGGGCCCUUUCUUCUACAUCGGAGGCACCAAUGGAGCAUCAAUAAUCAGCAACUACUGUGAGAGCAAGGGCUGGCAACGCACUCAGGACAGCCACUGUGAAGACUACAAGCUAAAGUGGUGUGAGAUCAAGUGCAGGGACAACUACUGCAGCUUCCGGGAAGGCCAGCAGUUGCUGUUCCAGCUCCCCAACAACAAACUGCUUACUACCAAGAUUGGGUUGCUCAGUGCUCUUCGGGAGCAUGCACGCGCUUUGAGCAAAGCCAGACUGCUGCCCAGUACCCAAGCCAAGGUCCUGAAAAUGGAAGAGUUUUUUCCAGAGACCUAUCGGCUGGACAUCAGAGAUGAGAGGCAGGCUUUCUUCACUCUGUUUGAUGAAACCCAGAUGUGGAUCUGCAAGCCUACGGCCUCCAACCAGGGAAAGGGCAUCUUUCUGAUCAGGAGCCAGGAGGAGGCUGCUGCUCUGCAGGCCAAGACCCAGAGCAUUGAGGACGACCCUAUCUACCGCAAGAUGCCCUUCCGUGCACCUCAGGCGAGAGUGGUGCAGAGAUAUGUCCAGAACCCGCUGCUCCUAGACGGGAAGAAGUUUGACGUGCGAUCCUACAUGCUCAUUGCCUGUGCCAUGCCCUACAUGGUCUUCUUUGGCCAUGGCUAUGCCCGCCUCACCCUCAGCCUGUAUAACCCUCAUUCCAGUGACCUCAGUGGUCAUUUGACCAAUCAGUUCAUGCAGAAGAAGAGUCCCCUGUACAUGCUGCUGAAAGAGAGCACUGUGUGGAGCAUGGAGCAUCUCAACCGAUACAUCAAUGACAAAUUUAGGAAGACCAAGGGCCUCCCCAGAGAUUGGGUCUUCACCACUUUCACGAAGCGGAUGCAGCAGAUCAUGUCCCAUUGCUUCCUGGCUGUCAAGUCCAAGCUGGAGUGCAAGCUGGGUUACUUUGACCUCAUUGGCUGUGAUUUCCUGAUUGAUGAAAACUUCAAGGUGUGGCUGUUGGAGAUGAACUCCAACCCUGCCCUACAUACCAAUUGUGAAGUCCUGAAGGAGGUGAUCCCUGGAGUGGUUAUGGAGACCUUGGACCUGGCGCUUGAGACCUGCCAAAAGAGCUUGCACAGUCAGAAGAUGCUGCCUCUGACGUCACAGCGUCGCUUUGUGCUCCUUUACAACGGCGAGACUACGGACUUGUGGCCGCGCUUGGGGAGCUCGCGCCCACUUAUCCGCUUGCCUUACCCUAACCCUAACCCUCCCCGGCCCACCUGUGAAGUCUCAUCCUCUGCGCUUUCCUCGGCACGUGCCACUAUCGCAGAACGGCCUGGUGCACGCAAGCUGAUGCCUUCCAGGGGACCUCCCAUAUGUGCCUCCCGCAAAUCGCGGCUGUCUGACUUGGGCGGUAGCUCCAUAGCAGAGUCUGAGCCCUCUCUCUGUUCUGGGACACUGGAAAGCAGCAGGGACACAACCGGGGAACCCUCCCUGGGGCCGCCCGAGGAAGAGCGCGAGGAGGAACAGAGGAGCACGAGCCAUCGAGGCUCCUAG
This is a messenger RNA of Arvicanthis niloticus (Nile rat), 2172 nucleotides long. It is a transcript of the gene Ttll10, whose product is annotated as tubulin tyrosine ligase like 10. Lineage: Eukaryota; Metazoa; Chordata; Mammalia; Rodentia; Muridae. Gene Ontology annotation, biological process: protein polyglycylation. Gene Ontology annotation, molecular function: protein-glycine ligase activity, elongating. The record is from RefSeq and is a predicted model, not a curated record.